UCGAAUAUGUGUGGAAAAAAGUAGCAAAUCAAAGGCAUAAAAAUAAGUUAUUUUGCAAUAGACGCAUUACAAAAGUCGUUUUAGUAUAAUUUAAGCAAAGAAAAAUUACUAAAGAACUGAAAAUUUGGAAAAAGCGGUAGUUGGGGGAAAAUUGUGAAAGCAGACGAGUGGGAAUCGAAGUCACAGUGACGCAGAUAAGGGCGAAAAGUGAGAUUGUAAAAGACUCGCUUAGUGCCUAUUAUACGCGUAAAUAUGAGCCGUUGUGUUACGCCAGAAUGGGAUCGGAUACCUACUCUCGUAUUGGGAAACAUAUAUGAAUAUCUCGAGCCAAGGGAUCGAUUAAAUGCAUCGCAGACAUGCCGUCACUGGCGUGGGGUGCUCUUCCAAAAGAGAUUUUUCGACAACUUCAAGUUAAAGUUGCACGUCAACAAUGAGCGGCAGUGUACGUUUUUUCGUCAAACGCUUUGUAAUUUGGCAACUGAAGUAACGCUCAUAUUUGAUUUUCUAAAUGUUUUCCAUAUCGAAAAGAUAAGGCGUAUCCUCUAUAGGAUUGCUCGUUGUGAUAAUUUGCAAGGCCUACAUUUUUACACUAACAAUGUUGGCUUAAUCCCACCUGGCGAUAUAAGUGAAGAGAGCCUUGUCGACAUUGAACAAUGCUUUGUGGAGCCGCUGAAAAUGUUUUUAAAUCGCAAAAAAUAUCCAUGCCAAAUUUUGGAUUUAGGUGCAAUCGAAGCUUUAACCUACUACGGUUUAGAUGUACUAAAAGCUUUAAGCAAACCCGAAGCAUUACAGCAGCUAACAUUGGCUUCGAUUAAGUUCGAUCCUAGUCAUUAUCCCAUAUUUACCUUAGAAACUACUUUGCUGCAAAAGUGCACAUCACUACAGGUUUUAUCACUCGAUUACGAUACCCUGAACGACGAGCUAUUGCGUGCCAUGGAAAUUCUACCCUUGAAAAAGCUCUUAAUUUGUAUACAUGGCUUGGAUCGUCAGCAUCCUGGUAUUUCCGAUGUAGCUUGGACUAGAUUUGGUGCCUCCUUUCCGAAUAUCGAAUUAAUUGUAUCUUUAGUGUAUGCGUUUGAAGCCGUGGAAGUGCUGCAAGUGCGCAUAUUGCGUCACAACAUGCCAAUAACACAUUUGAGAGUAUUAUUUUGUGACUUUAUGAACGUCGAGGCCUUAGAGUGGAUGUCGGUCAAUAAUAGCAAUACACUGAAGAGUAUCCAGUGGAUAGAUUCAGCCUACAAGCAUUCCGAUAAAAAUGUGAUGGAUUUAUUUUUACGCUCCGGACAAGAUCCUUUCGUAAUGAUGUCUUGGCGUUGCAAAAACUUAGAGGAAAUCGUUAUACAUGGCUAUGUGCUAGAUCCACACAAUAUUGUUGGGAUUUCACGCCUUCGUGGCCAUACACUCAAACGCCUAGAAGUAUCUAUGAUCGAUAACACUCCCACAGAAGCAAGCAUGGAUUCAUUUAUUGAAGAAAUCAAUACAUUGCUUGGUCAAAAAUGGGAGCCUCUCAAUCCAAAUACUUUACAUCCUGCACUCGGUUACAUACCAGUGUCAGAUGAUGUACGUGAUGAAUACGUUUUCGAUCUCAUGCGUCGUGAUAUGGGCUACUAAAAUAUUAUAAUUGCACCAACUCAUACCACAACUUUUAUGCAAAUUUAGGUUUACUGUAGUUAUAUUAUCAAAAA
Rhagoletis pomonella (apple maggot) is the source of this 1685-nucleotide messenger RNA. RefSeq names its product F-box only protein 33-like. The transcript is spliced from 10 exons. Lineage: Eukaryota; Metazoa; Arthropoda; Insecta; Diptera; Tephritidae. Gene Ontology annotation, biological process: positive regulation of protein ubiquitination; SCF-dependent proteasomal ubiquitin-dependent protein catabolic process. The record is from RefSeq and is a predicted model, not a curated record. The coding region runs from base 253 to 1611 and encodes 452 amino acids. Gene Ontology annotation, cellular component: SCF ubiquitin ligase complex. Gene Ontology annotation, molecular function: protein binding.